This is a messenger RNA of Conger conger (European conger), 758 nucleotides long. RefSeq names its product histone H2B-like. Lineage: Eukaryota; Metazoa; Chordata; Actinopteri; Anguilliformes; Congridae. The transcript has a single exon. Gene Ontology annotation, molecular function: protein heterodimerization activity; structural constituent of chromatin; DNA binding. The record is from RefSeq and is a predicted model, not a curated record. The coding region runs from base 158 to 532 and encodes 124 amino acids. Gene Ontology annotation, cellular component: nucleosome.
AGCCAAUAGAAUCUCCUAGUAAAUUUGGUCUACAAGCGGCCACCAAUGAGAAUCAGUCUAACGUCACUCGCAAAGAAGGGCCUGAUAUUUGCAUACAGACCUUUUCUAAUGCAGACGCGCGAAUUAAGCGGGACUAUUUGUUUCACCGUCUCUAAGAAUGCCUGAGCCCUCGAAGUCUGCGCCCAAGAAGGGUUCGAAGAAAGCUGUCGCUAAAACCGCUGCGAAAGGAGGGAAGAAGCGCAGAAAGUCCAGGAAGGAGAGCUAUGCUAUCUACGUGUACAAGGUGUUGAAGCAAGUGCAUCCUGACACCGGCAUUUCAUCCAAGGCCAUGGGCAUCAUGAACUCCUUUGUGAACGAUAUUUUUGAGCGCAUCGCUGGUGAGUCUUCACGUCUGGCUCACUACAAUAAGCGUUCUACCAUCAGCUCGAGGGAGAUCCAGACUGCAGUGCGCCUUCUGCUGCCAGGAGAGCUGGCCAAACAUGCAGUGUCUGAGGGCACCAAGGCCGUCACAAAGUACACCAGCUCCAAGUAACAUGUGAUGCAGCAUGUCAAACCAAAGGCUCUUUUAAGAGCUACCCACGCUAUUUAAAAAGGCACAAAACCCAUUGUCUGGAUUCCUCUUGUCGAAGUCAUUUGUAUCCAAAUGAAAGCUUUGUUAACGAUGAAGAGCUGAAAUGUAAGUGGCAUUUAUUAGCCUUAUUAUUUCACAAUUUCUUAGUGGUAUUUGGGCAAGAUGUAAAUAAAAUCCCUCAUUUCAA